AAUAAGCGGCUGCUGCUCGGUGGUUUUUGUACGACGGCGCGCGAAUGGAUGUCGAGUUCUGGAAUCAGUAAAGUGAAUGUACUUCAUAUUAGUGUUCGUGAAUACGAAAUAAUUAUGAGGUGUGCGUUAGUCGUGUUGGAUUUUUAUUAUUUUACGAGUGUGUACUGAAUGGGGGCCGGACGAGUGUCAAACGAUUCACGUGCGUCUGACUUUGCUCGCGAUGCAGCCCAUGUUAAAAGUUAUUCAGUGCCUGCAAAUUAUAUACUUGUACGGUAUCACGAAGUCAGGAUGGCAGGCAAUAAAGCCCAAAUUAACGCUGUACAGACCAAGCCUGUUGAGGUCUCUCAGCAGCUACAGGAUGGAGAGAAGUUUAUUAAAUGGGAUGAGGAUUCUGGAGUUGCAACGCCAGUAACAUUGAAAGUAGAUAAAUUUGGUUUUUAUCUGCAUUGGGUAGAUCAAAAUAAUGAGAUGGACAUCUUGGACAUAGCUACAAUACGAGAUACGCGCACAGGAAAAUAUGCCAAAAUACCAAAGGAUCCAAAACUAAAAUCUCUUGUAACUAUGGGAUCUCAAGACUCUUUAGAAGACAAAACUGUAACAAUUUGCUAUGGAUCUGACUUUGUUAAUAUGACAUUUAUUAAUUUUUGCACAACGCGUGCUGAAAUUGCACAACAUUGGACCGAUCAACUUCUGCAGUUAGCAUACAAUUUAACACAGCUCAAUACAAGUACAACUAUGUUCUUGCAGAAGGCACACACAAGAUUAAUACUCACAAUUGAUAAAUCAGGCAAAAUACCAGUAAAGAAUAUAAUCAGAAUGUUUACGCAAAAUAAGGAAGAUCGUAAACGCGUAGAAAAAGCACUUGAUAUAUCAGGUCUGCCAUCUGGAAAAAAUGAUGCUGUACCUCUUCAGAAAUUCCAAUUUGAAGAUUUUUUUAAUUUUUAUAAAUCUCUUACACAGAGAUCAGAUGUAGAAAAAGUAUUUGAAGGAAUUGUGGGCAAUACAAAACGUAGAUUAAUGUCCGUUAAACAGUUUGUAGAGUUUUUAAAUAAAACGCAAAGGGAUCCGCGAUUAAAUGAAAUACUUUAUCCAUAUGCAAAUGAAGCAAGAGCAAAAGACAUAAUAAUACAAUAUGAACCAAAUAAAUAUAAUGCCAAUCGAGGACAGUUAAGUUUUGAUGGAUUUCUAAGAUAUUUAAUGAGUGAGGAUAAUCCAAUUGUUGCUGUGACCAAAUUUGAACUUUCUGAUGAUAUGGAUCAACCACUUGCUCAUUAUUUUAUAAAUUCUAGUCAUAAUACUUAUUUAACAGGUCAUCAGCUUACAGGAAAAAGUUCAGUAGAAAUUUAUCGUCAAUGUUUACUUGCUGGCUGUCGCUGCGUUGAACUAGACUUUUGGAAUGGAAAGUUUGAUGAACCAGUUAUUGUUCAUGGGUAUACAUUUGUACCUGAAAUUCACGCACGAGAUGUCAUAGAGGCAAUUGCUGAGAGUGCCUUUAAAACAUCGGAAUUUCCCGUAAUACUUAGUUUUGAAAAUCACUGUAAUCCACGGCAGCAAGCUAAAAUAGCGCAAUAUUGUAGAGAAUUAUUUGGUGAAAUGUUAUUAGAUGCACCUCUCGAUUCUCAUAAACUGGAACCAGGACAAGAAUUACCUCCUCCAGCUUUACUUAAACGUAAAAUUAUAAUAAAAAAUAAGAAGAAACAUCAUCAUCACCACCAUAAGAAGCAUCAUAAAAAGCCAUAUGCAUUACCAUUGGAUGGUGAAGAAACUCCUCAAGAAACCGAUGAGAAUGGCAUAGUAAAUUUAGCGGCUGAAGGGGAAAAUGGUCCACCGCCGGAUAUAAUACCCGAAAACGAAGUAGUCGAUGGGGUUGUUAAUAAUGGCGAACAACAAAUUAGAAAUGGAGAUGUAUCUCAUGCACCGAUGCUUCAGCAGAGACAGAAUAGUAGAGAUAGUACGCAAGAAGACGAUGAUGAUGAAGACGAAUCAAGUACAGAGGAAGAUGAAUCUAAUGUAGAAGACAUCAAAUUCAGGAUGGGUGAUAAAGUUACUGCAACCGAUAAAGUAGCAACUUCAGCGAAAGAAACAGAAGCAGGGGCGGAAAUUUCAGCAUUAGUCAAUUACGUGCAACCUGUUCAUUUUAAUAGUUUUGAAUCGGCUGAAAAAAAAAAUCGAAUGUAUGAAAUGUCAUCGUUUGAUGAAAAACAGGCCACGACACUUUUAAAGGAAAGACCAUUGGAAUUUGUUAAUUAUAAUAAACAUCAAUUGUCGAGAGUUUAUCCAGCCGGAACACGAUUUGAUUCGAGUAACUUUAUGCCUCAGGUAUUUUGGAAUGCAGGUUGCCAAUUAGUUGCCCUAAAUUAUCAAACACUUGAUCUGGCGAUGCAAUUAAAUUUGGGAAUUUUUGAAUAUAAUCAACGUUCUGGUUAUAUAUUAAAGCCAGAAUUUAUGAGACGGAAGGAUCGUCGCUUGGAUCCUUUUGCGGAAUCAACGGUCGAUGGUAUCAUAGCAGGGACAGUACAUAUUCAUGUGAUAUCAGCUCAAUUUCUGACUGAUAAAAGAGUAGGCACAUAUGUUGAGGUGGAUAUGUUUGGUCUUCCAGCGGACACAGUGAGGAAAAAAUUUCGUACGAAAAUUGUUCCUAAUAAUGGAAUCAAUCCUGUUUACGACGAGGAACCAUUCGUAUUUAAAAAGGUAGUAUUACCAGAAUUAGCUUCCAUCAGAAUAGCUGCAUAUGAAGAAUCUGGUCGAUUGAUUGGUCAUAGAGUAUUACCUGUUGUGGGAUUGUGUCCAGGAUAUCGACACGUUGCGCUUAGAACAGAAUGUGGUCAACCAUUACCAUUAGCGAGUCUAUUUUUACAUGUGAUUGUCAAAGAUUACGUACCAGACGGCCUUAGUGAAUUAGCUGAAGCUUUGGCUAAUCCGAUAAAAUAUCAAAGCGAAGUGGAAAAGAGAGAGAAGCAAUUAAUGGUUCUUACUGAUUGUUUAGACGAACCUUCUGAAGAAAUUGAGGAAAAAGAUAAAGUUGGCGAAGCACCAACUGUUUCUAAAUCGACCGAAGAGACUGUUAAGACAAAACGAGUGCAAUCAGUAGGUGAAUUACCAGGUCUUCAACCAACAACAAGCAGUACACAUGGUAGACCAUCGAUUAUUGGUAUAAAUACUUCUGAAACACCAGAAGUUGAAGAUAAUGCACCAUCUCCUGUAGUCCAAUUCGUUGAUGCAUCUGCAAAUAAAAGUCCGGUCAAUGCUAGUAGUAGUACGAGCGAAGAGAUAGUUGCUGAAUCUUUGGACAAACUUAUGGAAAAUAAACUCGUAAAGGAGAAGAAGUCAGAGCUUGAGAAAAAGUUGGAAUCUUUAAGAAAAAAACAUGAGAAGGAAAAAAUACGAAUACAAUCCCAAAAGGGUUCUCUCGAUGGAGAAAAGCAUAAGUCUAAGUUUUGCAUGAGUCAUAAAUUGGUGAAACGAUUAUCAAGUAGAAACAUCUUCUCAAGCGACGUUGGUUUAAGUACUAUAACUCUGGCAGAAACUUCCGAAUGUUCUGAUAUGGAAAAUCGUGAAGGCGUUGAAGGUCUAUCAAGAGGUUUACCUAGAAGUCAAAGCGAACGAUUAUUGGCUGUAUGUAAAGCACAUAUACAACAGGAACGUGAAUUACAAGAAAAAUAUCAUGAAAGCGUAUUUACCACAAUAGAGAAGGUAAUGCGUACGUCGCAAUCGAAUCAAUUGAAAACAUUAAGAGUUCUACAGGAAAGGGAAACGGCUGAUGUUAUGCGUAAACUUCAAGCUAGUAGACACGGCGAGGUCAAACAGUUAGCUAAGGUACAUAAGGACAAGGCCGAAUUAGAUCGGAUGAAGAGAGAAGUCGCUAAGUCGACAGUGGAAAAAGGUGUUAACGAAUGUACUAGAUUGAAAAAAAUUUAUGAGAAAAAGAAGGCAGAGUUGGAAAGGCAACACGAAGAGGUCCGACAGAGGUUGGAGGAGGAAAAAGCUAAUGUAAAAGCCACUCUGCAGGCAGAGUAUAAUAGUCGUUGUAGUAAAUAUGACAGUGGAGAGUUACCAUUAUCACCCUCAGGUGGUACAAGUAUGCCUGAAUCACUCAGUGAGAAUACAUAUUAAUUAAUGAAACGAAAUGAUAUUCUAUACAUUACAUUGUCUCAGUGAAAAUUUGGACAAUAUACCAAAUGAAAAUACUGACGAUGUUGAUACAUUGGAUAGCUCUUGAUGAAACUCUAUCCGACGAUGGCAGGAUAGAAUAAAGUGGAUUUGUUAAACGGCAGAUAUACUUUCUGAAAAGUAAAGAAAAAACAAAAAAAGGGAGAAAGAGAGAGAAA
Molecule: messenger RNA, 4328 nt
Organism: Vespa mandarinia (Asian giant hornet)
Lineage: Eukaryota; Metazoa; Arthropoda; Insecta; Hymenoptera; Vespidae
Gene: Plc21C
Product: Phospholipase C at 21C
Biological process (GO): lipid catabolic process; release of sequestered calcium ion into cytosol; G protein-coupled receptor signaling pathway
Cellular component (GO): cytoplasm
Molecular function (GO): phosphatidylinositol-4,5-bisphosphate phospholipase C activity; calcium ion binding
Source: RefSeq, a predicted model, not a curated record